AUGAAGUUUCACAGUAUAAAUGCUUGUAUGGGUUUCAAGAAAACAUCAUAAAAUAAAUAACAAAUAAAAUAUAAGUUUACAAUAAUAAAAAUGAAAGUUUAAAACUUAGUUAAAUUAGUACCUCCUUUUACUCUAGAAACUGCUAUCAAAAAAGUUAGAUUAGCAGAAGAUAAUUGGAACGGAUAAAAACCAGAAAAGGUCUGCUUAGCCUACACUGAAGAUACUGUAUGGAGAAAUCGCUCAGAUUUUGUAAAUGGAAGAUAAGAAGUAGUAGAAUUUUUAAAAAAGAAAUGGCAAAAAGAAUAAAAUUAUAGACUAAUCAAAGAAUUAUUUGCUUUUACUGAAAACAGAAUAGCAGUAAGAUUCGCUUAUGAGUACUAAGAUAUGAAUGGCGUUUGGUUUAGAGCUUACGGAAAUGAAAAUUGGGAGUUCGAUGAAAAUGGACUUAUGAAAAAAAGACAUGCUUCUAUUAACGAUCUUUAGAUUAAUGAGAGUGAUAGAAAAUUCUUUUGGCCCUGUGGAUAGCCACGCCCUGAUGAUUACAAGAGUUUAAGUGAAUUAGGCUUAUGA
Tetrahymena thermophila SB210 is the source of this 570-nucleotide messenger RNA. RefSeq lists its product as hypothetical. Lineage: Eukaryota; Ciliophora; Oligohymenophorea; Hymenostomatida; Tetrahymenidae. The transcript has a single exon. The record is from RefSeq and is a predicted model, not a curated record.